This is a messenger RNA of Populus euphratica (Euphrates poplar), 999 nucleotides long. RefSeq names its product Dynein light chain type 1 family protein. Bases 139 to 489 code for a protein of 116 amino acids. The transcript has 2 exons. Gene Ontology annotation, biological process: microtubule-based process. Gene Ontology annotation, cellular component: cytoplasmic dynein complex. The record is from RefSeq and is a predicted model, not a curated record. NCBI's taxonomy places the organism in Eukaryota, Viridiplantae, Streptophyta, Magnoliopsida, Malpighiales, Salicaceae. Gene Ontology annotation, molecular function: dynein intermediate chain binding.
CCCCUCUAGAACUCGGUAUCUAGGCCUUGUCCAAUAUCCAAUCAGUCCAUUUUUCUUCAUUUCCUAGCUGCCGACAUCUCUAUCUCUUAAUUUCUUCCUUCAGGAAAUCUUUAUAUUCAACUAAAAAUCAGAUCAGCCAUGCUAGAAGGCAAGGCAGUCAUUGGUGAGACUGACAUGCUUCAAACCAUGCAACAAGAUGCCCUUGAUCUUGCAGCCAAAGCCCUCGACUUCUUUGACGCCACCGACGCUACUGAAAUAGCUCGUUUUAUUAAGCAGGAAUUUGAUAGGAUGUAUGGACCAGGGUGGCAAUGCGUUGUGGGAAGAGAUUUUGGUUCAUUUGUAACCCACUGCUUUGGAUGUUUCAUAUAUUUUCAGGUUGGAAGCCUUUCAAUCUUGCUCUUCAGGGGCUCUGCUAGUUAUCCAGAACCUGAGAAAAAUCAGUUUGAAACCUUAGAACCAUUAGGGACCUUAGAUACAAUGAAAGCUUGACAUUUCCUUUACUGUUCUGCUUUUCCGGUAACCCGCCUUGUGUGGUAUAGAAAAUGAAAGAGAAUAAAACACAGGUUCUUCGCUAUUAGCCUCUCUUGUCUUUGGUUCUUAAUUACGUUGGCCUGCACAGGUUCUCUUUUGAUCUUGAUCAAGUUUACACAGAGAGUUGUAGCGAUGAUCAGAAUCAGAAUCAUAAUCUAAAUGUAAAAUGCAAGCUGAAAGAAAGUAAUUCAUUUUAGUAUCUCUUGAAAAUCAGGGAUCACAAUUAUGAAAGGUAAAGAAGAAAUCACAUGGAAGAUUUCUACCUGAUUGGAUAAAUCAAGUAAAAAAGCAAGAAUCAUGCAGAGACAAACCAGUUUUGGCAAUGGGACAAGAGGGAACUUUGUGGAUGGAUCAUGGAAUGGUUCUUAUGACCACAUUUUGAUACAAGACAAAAGAUGCGUUGAUGAGGGUGUUUUUUUCUUUUAAUCCUAAUAAUUACAACAAAAUUUAAAUAAAAAACAACAGCCA